This is a messenger RNA of Trichoplusia ni (cabbage looper), 3734 nucleotides long. RefSeq lists its product as uncharacterized. Gene Ontology annotation, molecular function: DNA binding. NCBI's taxonomy places the organism in Eukaryota, Metazoa, Arthropoda, Insecta, Lepidoptera, Noctuidae. The coding region runs from base 762 to 3296 and encodes 844 amino acids. The transcript has 2 exons. The record is from RefSeq and is a predicted model, not a curated record. Gene Ontology annotation, cellular component: nucleus.
UCUAAAUAAUAUAAAUUUAAAUAAACUUUGCCACGUAAAAUAUUCCUAAAGUAAAAUAAAAAACAAAUCAAUACAGUGUUAAAGAUCUUCAUAAUUACUGGUUACAAAUUCAAAAAAUAAAAAUACUUAUAAAAUCUUAAAAUUAUCAGUUAAAUACUUUUAAGCAGUUAGUACAACGCACCCGAAAAUUGUAUUUUAUAUCGAAGUGUUACCACAAAUUUACCGUCGAAACCCGUGACUUCGCCUGCUCUACCUAUCUUCGCCUAAUUUUUAGUAAGUUAGAUUUGCGAACAUAUUUUUAGUACAAAUUGUGCAAAAUACUACUAAAUACAAAGGAUUUUUUACGUAUGGCAAGAUUUUGCAAAUAAAUUGUGACUUACUUCACACUAUUGGCCACCAUUGCGUUUUUUCCGUGAAAUGGACGACACGUUUUUUUUUGCUGGUGUUUUAACUUCAGUUUUAGGCAGUAUUACAGAACAGGUAAUGUUUAUCUUAUUAUUUUAUUAUGAACUACAAAUAUCUCUCUUUCAUUGGACACUAUUAUUAUCUAUCUUAUUCACGUUUAGAGGCUACAAUUAAAUAAAUAUCAUUGUGUUGGUACUGGUAGCCAUUUUGUUGCCGAACUUCGCCUACUGCUAGGGUUGUCAAUUCCAUUGUUAUUGUCUUUUAUUUAUUAUUAUAAUAUAUAUUAUACAAAUAGUAGAGCUUUUUGCUUUAAAAGUAAGUACAAUUGUGUAAAAUUUUUAUAGAUAUUUUCUUAAAUGGACAAAACAUUUUUUUUAAUAAAUUAUUGGAAAAAAGAGUUCAAGUUUCCGGAUACAUUUGAUAACAAACUGGUUGUUGCAGAAUUACCGACAAUGCAAGCGAAGCAACGCAAUAGGCGGUCAUACACUACAAAACACUCACAGCAUAUGAUAGAUUUGGCAGUAGAUGCGUUACAAAAUAAAACAAUGUCCUCGUACGAUGCAGAGAAAAUUUUUGGCAUACCUCGUCGAACAUUAUUAGACAAACUGCACAAUAAACAUCCUAAGAGUCCAGGAUGUCCGACAAGGCUCAACGACCAAGAGGAAGCUAAUAUAAUUAAAGUUCUAUUAGCAGCGGCAGAAUUCGGCAGUCCUUUGACUCUUCUGGAUUUGCGAAUUGUCGUUCAUAGAUACUUAGAGGGCAAUGGCAGACUUACUAUUUUUGACAACAAAUUACCCGGCAAGAAGUGGGCAUACUCUUUUAUAAAAAGACAUAAAUCUAAAUUAGCAUACAGAGUGGUACAAAAUAUAAAACGAAGCCGUGCAGAAAAAUCUCCUGAUGAAAUGAAGGAAUACUUCACAAAUUUACAGUUAUCAUUGAAAGGUGUUCCUAGUGAUAACAUAUUAAAUUAUGACGAAACGAAUUUAACAGAUGAUCCAGGGUCCCAAAAGUGCUUAUUCAAAAGAGGAGUGAAGUACCCCGAAAGAGUAUUAAAUAGCACGAAAGGUGCUAUCUCUAUAAUGUUCGCAAUAACUGCUGGAGGAGAAUGUCUACCUCCUUACGUUGUAUACAAGGCGGAGCAUUUAUAUACAACAUGGACAUUAAACGGUCCUAAAGGUUCAAGAUACAACCGUUCUAAAUCGGGAUGGUUUGACAGUGUCUUGUUCGAAGAUUGGUUUGAAAGUAUUAUUCUACCAUGGGCUAAAAACAAAACCGGUACAAAAGUUUUGAUUGGGGAUAACUUAGCGUCCCACAUAAAUCCCAAAAUUGUGUCAUAUUGUGAAGGAAAUAAUAUACGUUUUGUAUUUUUACCUCCAAAUUCGUCACAUUUGACACAACCGUUGGACGUCUGUUAUUUCGGGCCAUUAAAAAAACUGUGGCGAGAAAUUUUACUAAAUUACAAAAUAAAGAAUCCAAGACAAACCACGGUUCACAAAGGACAUUUCCCAGAUCUUCUCAAAAAACUGGUGGUACAGCUUAACGAGAAAACAAAUAACAUAAUUAGUGCUUUUAAAAGUACUGGCAUUGCACCAUUUAACCCCGAUAAAGUUAUUUUAAAAAUACCGGAUACAAAUAAAACAACGAUGACGUAUACUGUCGAUGAAGCACUAUUAGAUUGGUUGAAAGAGACACGUAAAGCAGAUCCUAAUAAGAAAGUACGAAAUAAAAAACUAAAUGUCCCACCGGGCAAAUCGGUAUGUACAACGGACUUUGAAAACUUAAAUAUUCUUCCAAAAAAAGUAGGAACAUAUAAAAUACAAAGAAAGACGAAUUCCAACACUAUGCAAUUAAAUCCUGACUUAUUACUGCAGCCACCUUUGAUGCUUAUAAAUCCCGAUAGCCUCAAAACGUUGUGUCUCAGAAGCGUUAACAAUCAUUUGGUUCAGUUAGAGCAAUACCAGUACCCAGGUGAACAAACUUUGCAAGUAUCUGACGUUCAUAAUUUGUGCGAUAUUUCAAAAAAUUACAAUGCAAAUAUGCGAUUCAUAAAUGAAAUACCAAACUGCCUACAAACCAACAAGCCCAAAAUUAUAAUUACCUCGGAUAUCACUAUAAAACCAGGAGAGUUUACAAAACAUCAACAGAUCAAGCAAGGAAACAUCAAUAUCAAACAGAAAAAAUGUAAAAUUACGCGUUCCGCCAUACAUAUGAAAUUAAUUCCAGCAAGAAAAGAAACACUAACCAAAAGAAGAAAAGUUUUUGAAGAUAUUACAGAAGAAAUCAAAGCAUUACACACACAAGUCAUUAGUAAAGUUAGCAAAAAACCUAAAGAAGAAAAUAUGAAAAGAAGAUUAAUAAAAAAAGAAACUAAUAAAGCAAAACAGAAGAAGCAAAAAUGCAAAUCUAUGAAACAAAAGAAGAAAUAUAAUAGUAGUGAAUCUAGCUUUACUUCUGACACUGAAAUAUCUUAUGCUGAUACGGAAGAUUCAGAAUAUGAAACAAUGGACGAUAUCAUCACAAGCCAGCAAGAAGAAGAAAAUAUUGAACCAUCUAUACCCUACGGCAUUUCCGACAUUAAAUAUCUCACAGAGGAUGAUAAAAAGUUAGAAAACGACUCAUGGAUUUUGGCUAAAUUUACAACAAAAAAAAGCAUGAAGCAUUUCGUUGGUAAGGUAAUAUCAAUAAAAGAUAACAUUCCUGAAGUCAAAUUUGUGAGAAAAAAGAAGGAAUCUAAAUUUGAUGGAGGAUUAGUAUUCAGCUAUCCAAGAGUAGAUGAUAUUUGCACCAUGCAACAUUUAGAUGAUGUUAUUAUGAAAUUGCCCGAACCAAAUAUUUCUCGACGCGGCGAAAUCAUAUUUAAUAUCGAUUUGAGUAAUUAUAACGUACAGUAGGUAAAAAAGAUGCUUGUGUAACACAUCAUUUUUUUUAGUACCUACUACAUUCUAACUGAGUGAUUGAGAUUGAUUUAUGUUUUUAACCUGAUUUAAUAACUGAAACCAAAUAAUCGUGCCAUUUUUUGUUUAUCUAUAGUUAUUGUUACAUAAAUGUUGCUUUGUAGUAACGGUCGAUUAAGUAAAUACUAAAUAGGUAGGUAUUCUGUUAAAAUCGAUCGUUUUUAACAGUUUAAGAAACGGUAAUUAUUGAAGAUUCUUUUAAAUCUUACUAAUUAGGUACUGAUUUAAUAAAAAGUCUGAUAUUAGUAUAUAAGAUAUAAUAUUUGUAAGUACCUACAUAGCAAAUAAGUAAUGAUGCUAAAUUGCCUUCAAUUUUCUAUGAAUGUUUGUUUUUAUCUUUUAUACUUUUAAAAAUAAAUAAAUAAUUGUAUACAU